Molecule: messenger RNA, 1726 nt
Organism: Oxyura jamaicensis (ruddy duck)
Lineage: Eukaryota; Metazoa; Chordata; Aves; Anseriformes; Anatidae
Gene: NR1D1
Product: nuclear receptor subfamily 1 group D member 1
Biological process (GO): hormone-mediated signaling pathway; negative regulation of transcription by RNA polymerase II; cell differentiation
Molecular function (GO): zinc ion binding; RNA polymerase II cis-regulatory region sequence-specific DNA binding; nuclear receptor activity
Source: RefSeq, a predicted model, not a curated record
GGUGUCCCGCAGGGUUUCUUCCGCCGCAGCAUCCAGCAGAACAUCCAGUACAAGAAGUGCCUGAAGAAUGAGAACUGCUCCAUCGUCCGCAUCAACCGCAACCGCUGCCAGCAGUGCCGCUUCAAGAAGUGCCUGCUGGUCGGCAUGUCCCGCGACGCCGUGCGCUUCGGGCGCAUCCCCAAGCGGGAGAAGCAGCGGAUGCUGGCGGAGAUGCAGAGCGCCAUGAACGGCAUGGGCAGCCCCCCGCCGGGGGGGGCGAGCAUCGGCGAGGGUCCCGUGCCGGGCGGGGGCCACGCGUUGCCCCCCGGCCCCCCGCCGCUCGUCCCCCCCGCCUGCUUCUCCCAGUUCCCCCAGCAGCUGACGCCCCCCGGUUCGCCCGGCCCCGGGGGGGCCACCGAGGACGUCAUCGCGCAGGUGGCCAAGGCGCACAAGGAGAUCUUCGUCUACGCUCACGACAAGCUGGGCCCCCCCCCGGCCUGCGACAGCGGCAUCCUGCGCUGGGACGCCCCCCCCGCCUGGGCCCCCGGCCCCCCCAAGCCCCGCUUCUGCCCCACCGCCUACCCCGAGCCCCUGGCGCGGGGCUGCCCCUGGCCCCGCGGCCCCAAGGACGUCCUGCCGGCCUGCCCCAUGAACAGCCACCCGCCCGGGCGCAGCGGGCGCUCGGUGCAGGAGAUCUGGGAGGACUUCUCCCUCAGCUUCACCCCGGCCGUCCGCGAGGUGGUCGAGUUCGCCAAGCACAUUCCCGGCUUCCAGGCCCUGUCCCAGCACGACCAGGUCACCCUGCUCAAGGCCGGCACCUUCGAGGUGCUGAUGGUGCGCUUCGCCUCGCUGUUCAACGUGAAGGAGCAGACGGUGACGUUCAUGAGCCGGACGAAGUACAGCCUGGAGGAGCUGUGGGGCAUGGGCAUGGGCGACCUGCUCAGCUCCAUGUUCGAGUUCAGCGAGAAGCUCAGCGCCCUCGACCUCAGCGACGAGGAGCUGGGGCUCUUCACCGCCGUCGUGCUGGUCUCGGCAGACCGCUCGGGCAUGGAGGACGCGGCGUCGGUGGAGCAGCUGCAGGAGACGCUGAUCCGCGCCCUGCGCGCCCUGGUGCUGAAGACGCACCCGGCCGAGACCUCGCGCUUCACCAAGCUGCUGCUCAAGCUGCCCGACCUGCGCACCCUCAACAACCUCCACUCCGAGAAGCUGCUCUCCUUCCGCAUCGACGCCCAGUAGGGCCCCCCCCGUGCCCCCCGCCUGCCCCCACUCCCCACCCCCCAGACCCUCCCCCCCCCCAAGGACCCUGUACAUAGCGCGGGGGCGGCCCCGGUGCCACCCACCCCACGGCUGCAGCCCAAGCGGGUGCUGGGACCCCCCCAAUUCCCCCUCCCCACGGUGCCGGGGCCCCCCCCAGGACCCCCCGCCCUGCGCCAGCAGCCAGCGGUGGAAAAGCAGAGGCCGGAGGCCAGCCGAGCUGUGUGGGUGGGUUUGGUUGGUUGUUUUUUUUUUUUUUUUCCUUUUUUUUUUUUUUCAUCAUAUAUUUAUUACAUAAAUAUAUAGUAAAAUAGACCAGCAACAAUUACCAUAAAAAUAUCUUUCUUUAAAAUCCUGACCAAAACACAAAAGGGUUUUAAAAUCGCACGUCACAGACUGUGAUUGUCACGUAGAUCAGCAGCGCCUGCCUCGGCCCCCCCCCCGCCCCCCCCCCCCCCCUCCCCCGCGCCGUACAUUCAGCGACUCCCCGCCC